AUGUCCGACCGGUACAUUCCCGAGCACCGUCGCACUCAGUUCAAGGCCAAGAAUGCCUUCAAGCCUGAGGAGCUCCGCCGCCGCCGCGAGGAGCAGCAGGUAGAGAUCCGCAAGGCCAAGCGUGAGGAGAACCUCGCAAAGAGAAGAGGUAUCGGCACAGGUGCGGACCGUCCCGGUGCCGCCCUUGGUGCCGCUCCCGACAGCGACGAUGACACCGCUCCCACCGAGAGCCAGUUGAACGAGGACCUCCCCCAGAUGGUGCAGGGUGUCUUCUCCGAGCAGAUCGACCAGCAAAUCCAGGCGACUACAAAGUUCCGGAAACUUCUGUCCAAGGAGCGCAACCCCCCGAUCGAAGAAGUCAUCAAGACUGGCGUUGUCUCACGCUUCGUCGAGUUUCUGCGGUCGCCCCACACUCUCGUCCAGUUCGAGGCUGCCUGGGCCCUGACCAACAUUGCGUCUGGCAGCGCGACACAGACCCAGGUCGUCAUCGAGGCUGGUGCCGUGCCGAUCUUCGUUGAGCUUCUUGCCAGCCCCGAGCCUGAUGUCCGGGAACAGGCUGUGUGGGCUCUUGGUAACAUUGCUGGUGACAGCCCCACAUGCAGAGACUACGUCCUCAGCUGUGGUGCUCUCAAGCCUCUGCUCAACCUCUUGGGCGAUAGCCGUAAGCUGAGCAUGCUCCGUAACGCCACCUGGACCCUCAGCAACUUCUGCCGUGGCAAGACUCCCCAGCCAGACUGGGCUACCAUUGCCCCCGCUCUUCCUGUCCUCGCCAAGCUGGUCUACUCGCUCGAUGAUGAAGUAUUGAUCGAUGCCUGCUGGGCCAUUUCCUACUUGUCGGAUGGCUCCAACGACAAGAUCCAGGCCGUCAUCGAGGCCGGCAUCCCUCGUCGCUUGGUCGAACUCCUCAUGCACGCUUCGACCUCUGUGCAGACCCCUGCUCUUCGCUCAGUCGGAAACAUUGUGACUGGCGACGACGUCCAGACCCAGAUCAUCAUCAACCAAGGAGCGCUGCCUUGCCUUCUGUCUCUGCUCAGCUCCAAUAAGGAUGGCAUUCGCAAGGAGGCCUGCUGGACCAUCUCGAACAUCACUGCUGGCAACUCGCAACAGAUCCAGGGUGUCAUCGAUGCCAACAUCAUUCCCCCGCUGAUUCACCUCCUCUCCAACGGCGACCUCAAGACGCGCAAGGAGGCCUGCUGGGCUAUUAGCAACGCUACCAGCGGUGGUCUCCAGAAGCCUGAGCAGAUCCGCUACCUCGUUGCUCAGGGCUGCAUCAAGCCUCUGUGCGACCUGCUCAGCUGCCCAGACAACAAGAUCAUCCAGGUUGCUCUGGAUGGCCUUGAGAACAUCUUGAAGGUCGGCGAUCUCGACAAGCAGGCUGCUGGCGAAGGCCCGGAGUCCAUCAACCGAUACGCUCUGUUCAUUGAGGAGUGCGGUGGCAUGGAGAAGAUCCACGAUUGCCAGACCAACCAGAACGAGGAGAUCUACAUGAAGUCUUACAACAUCAUCGAGAAGUACUUCUCUGACGAGGACGAGAAUGCCGACGAGGGCAUGGGUGCUGCGCCUCAGGGUGCCAAUGGCCAGUUCGGCUUCGGCGCCUCCAACGCUGGCGCUCAGGGUGGCUUCAACUUUGCCAAUGGCGCCGACUCGAUGGACAUGUAA
Microdochium trichocladiopsis is the source of this 1659-nucleotide messenger RNA. RefSeq names its product armadillo-type protein. Gene Ontology annotation, cellular component: cytoplasm; nucleoplasm; nucleus. The coding region runs from base 1 to 1659 and encodes 552 amino acids. Gene Ontology annotation, biological process: NLS-bearing protein import into nucleus. The transcript has 3 exons. The record is from RefSeq and is a predicted model, not a curated record. Gene Ontology annotation, molecular function: protein binding; nuclear import signal receptor activity. NCBI's taxonomy places the organism in Eukaryota, Fungi, Ascomycota, Sordariomycetes, Xylariales, Microdochiaceae.